AUGUGCGAUGAAGACGUGAUGUCGAUGAGCCCGCCCCCAUCACUGUCACCUCAAAAUUUCCCCAAUUCUCACAAUGGUUUCAAAACUGAAGAAUUAGAACUACAUGCUCCUCCCCUGAUCCCUUCUUCUGUUCAUUUUGAGCAUGCUCCUGUUCGUGAAGAUGAUAAAUCCAUGGUCUAUCAAAUUAUGUAUGCGCAAUCGCAACACUCGGACUCGAGUUUUCAUCGGCCCGUGACUCCGCUUCAAAUUACUAUUCCUGAUGGAGACUCGUCACCAACAGUUCCUGUUACUUGUGGUGCCACAUCUGGAAAAAUGCACUUGAAUUUGUUCAUGUGCCCAGGCAUUCAUCAGCCGUGCAUUGAAGUCGGAAAUGACUUGCUUUCUCCAAAGCAAUUCACAGUUCGUGGUGACAAAGAAAGACAGAAAGACUGGAAAGCAAGCAUUCGUGUUGGAAGAUCUUCUCUCAGAACACACAUGGAAGCGUCAACCAUUGAUUUCUACGAUCAUCCUAAUCGGUGCAGCGGAAAGUGUCAGAGUCGAAACUAUGUGAAUGCUCCAACCGAUGAAGCAGCUCAAGCUCGUAAAAACAAACGAGCAACUGAUGCUAUCAUACUUAAAACUGAAAUAGAAAAUGAGAUUGCCGGAAAAGACUCCGAAAGUGGUGAUAGAAAGACGAAUGUGAAAAAAGCUCGAGGACGUCCGCGAGGAAGUGUGAAUAAACCAAGACCAUUCGUGAAACUCGAACCACAAGACGACUUUUUCGAUGAGUUCUUCACAGAUGCACCACCUCCACCAAUGGGAUCCGAACAUUCCAUCAGUGAUCAUAAUUCGCUCCCUCCACCGAAUCGUUCACAACAAGAAUGUUCACCGUACGGUGAAAUCCAUAACUGUCUUCAAAAUGAUCCCAUGAAUUUCUGGUCUCAAAUGCAAGGGUCUGGAGUCAUCGGGCAUUUCUGUGAUGAUAUUAUCAGCAGUGCAAUCAAUUUGAAACAAUUGGCACUUGAACAAGUUGUCAGUCAUAAUACUGCCAACAUGUUGACUCGCACCGCAUUCGCUCUUGGAAUUCAACCAGUCAUUGUUCAACGUGUGCAGUCGAUCGAAAGAAAUGUGUACCAACAACGAAAACACGACGAAAUGUUCAUGGAGAUUCAAGCAAAACUAGCCGAAGAACAACGUCUUAAGAAUCAACUCGAGCCGAGUACUUCGGCUGUAAGUCACGAAAGUGUUCACACUGCUCUCGAAAUUCCAAGUGAAGAUAAAGAGGACGAAUUCAUCGACGUUGGAAAAUAUGAACCAUAUUCUGAAGCAGGCGACUCAUACCAUAUGGCACCUGGCCCUAGUCAUCUUCUGUAA
This is a messenger RNA of Caenorhabditis remanei, 1353 nucleotides long. RefSeq lists its product as uncharacterized. The coding region runs from base 1 to 1353 and encodes 450 amino acids. The record is from RefSeq and is a predicted model, not a curated record. The transcript has 6 exons. Gene Ontology annotation, biological process: positive regulation of transcription by RNA polymerase II. Gene Ontology annotation, molecular function: DNA-binding transcription activator activity, RNA polymerase II-specific; RNA polymerase II cis-regulatory region sequence-specific DNA binding. Lineage: Eukaryota; Metazoa; Nematoda; Chromadorea; Rhabditida; Rhabditidae.